UGCGAGUAAUGUACGAAAAAAACAAAACUUGGCGGCGCACGCAAGCGAAGACACAAGUGCCGGCCAAGCGAAAAGAACCAUGUCGCGCCACGCGGAGCGGGCGGCGCGCGCGGCCGCGGCCGAGGAGGCCGCGCUCGAGGCGGAGGAGCACUUCCACUUCGAGCGCGUGGUGGGCUCGUUCACGGGCUACGAGGCGGCGGUCGCGGCGGACGCGCGUCGCACGGAGCGCGCCGCGGCCCGCCUGGCGCCCGAGCUGCGGGCGCUGCUGCCGCCCGACUGCCUCGCGCGCCGCGCGGCGGGGCUGCGCGCCGCGGCGGCGGCGAACGGCGCCUUCCUGCGCGCGGUCGUCGCCGGCCGCGGCGCGUUCGGACCGCCGGGCGGCGCGCCGCCGCCGGCCGCGCCGGCGGACCCGCGCGCGCGGCCCACGGAGGCCGACUUCAGCAAGGUGCGGAGCACGCUGCACAGCUGCGUCCGCGACUGGGCGGCCGAGGGCGCGGCCGAGCGCGCGGCGUGCUACGGGCCCAUCCUGGACGAGCUCGAGCGCGUCGUCCCGCGGGACGGCCGCAGCCGCGUGCUCGUGCCCGGCGCCGGCCUCGCGCGCCUCGUGCUCGAGGUCGCGGCGCGCGGCUACGGCGCGCAGGGCAACGAGUUCUCCUACCACAUGCUGCUCUGCUCGAACUUCCUGCUCAACUCGGGCCUGCGGCCGAACGAGGUCGCGCUCUACCCCUUCGUCGACCAGCCCUCGAACUGCCGGCGCGCGGGCGACCGGCUGCGCGCCGCGCGCGUGCCCGACGUCGUGCCGGCGGCGCUGCUGCGCGGCGGCGGCGGCGAGCCGGACUUCAGCAUGGCCGCGGGCGAGUUCCUGGACGUGUACCGCGACCAGCGCGAGGCGUGGGACGCCGUCGCGGCGUGCUUCUUCGUGGACACGGCGCCGGUCGCGCUCGAGUACGUCGCCGCCAUCUGGCGCCUGCUCAAGCCGGGCGGCGCCUGGGUGAACCUGGGGCCCCUCCUCUACCACUGGGUGCCCACGUCGGGCGCGGACCUCGAGGGCGGGCUCGACGCGCGCGGCCGGCCGACGGCCGGCGCCGACGACCGCUACCUGCGCGCGCUGGAGUUCUCCUGGGACGAGCUGCGCCACGCGAUCCUGGCGCAGGGCUUCGAGCUCGUCCGGGAGGAGUGGCGCCACUGCACCUACACCGCGAACGUGAGGUCCAUGAUGCGCACCGACUACGACUGCAUCUUCUUCACGGCGCGCAAGCCGGCGGCGGAGGGUAAGUCCUGAAUUAACA
Messenger RNA from Pelagomonas calceolata, 1289 nucleotides. NCBI's taxonomy places the organism in Eukaryota, Pelagophyceae, Pelagomonadales, Pelagomonadaceae. The record is from the annotation of a GenBank genome assembly.